AUGAAAAGCAUUGCGCGUUCGUAUUUCUGGUGGCCUAGUAUAGAUAAAGAAAUUGAAGAUAUGGUCCGAAACUGCAAUGAAUGCAUAAAUGCGAGACCUAAUCCUCCUAAGUCAGUACUAACUCCGUGGAAAUGGCCACAAAGACAAUGGACGAGAGUGCAUUGCGAUUUCUUAGGUCCGUACAAAAACAAAACAUUCUUAAUUAUUGUCGAUGCAACCACAAAGUGGCUAGAAGUUUUUCAAGUAAAUUCGAUGACAGCACAAACGGUCAUAACAAAACUGUCUGAGUUAAUUGCACGUUUUGGCAUUCCCAGAACAAUAAUAACUGACAAUGCAAAAUGUUUUAAUGGCGAUGAAUUCCAGUCAUAUUGCAAGACACUAGGUAUCAGGCACUUGACAGGGGCACCUUUCCACCCAGCCUCAAAUGGAUUUGUCGAAUCUGGAGUAAAAAUAGUUAAGCAAUUUUUUAAUAAAUGUUCAACAUCAUUACACCAUUUGAAUAAAUUUUUAUUGAUGUAUAGAAAUACUGUAUACUCAACCACAAAUGAAACGCCAGCAAAACGUAUGUUUGGCCGCUCAACACGUACUAUUUUUGAAUAA
Messenger RNA from Macrosiphum euphorbiae (potato aphid), 600 nucleotides. NCBI's taxonomy places the organism in Eukaryota, Metazoa, Arthropoda, Insecta, Hemiptera, Aphididae. The record is from the annotation of a GenBank genome assembly.